GAGAGAGAGAGGAAGAGCAGAGUUUUCUGCGAAACCAUGGAGUGUGCCGGGAAGGGACUGGGUACUCGGUGCACGGGCCCACCCACCAGACGAUGUGCUCGCUGUGGAGCCGUCGCUUACUGCGCCGUAGCUCACCAGCGAUUGCCCGUCCUACUAUAUAACUUUUUGGCCUAGAUUGCGCAUUGGCCUGAGCACAAAGAAGAGUGCGGAAGGUUAGAACAACAUAUGAAGCAUAUGGACACCUUGAAUGAGUUUCCAUUCACUUUUACUCAAGAAGCUACGGUUCAGGUGUGUGAAAAGCAGGAGACGAGGUGUUCAGUCUUGGAAAAAAGAGGGGUCCAUCAAAUGGGAAUGUGGUUGUAUGAAUGUUGUUGCGGGGAUUCAGUUAUUUCGUUUGAUUGUUUAAGGUUGAAUAGUUCUUGGGAUCUCUCGAAUACCUUUUGCCCUUGUACUGAACCUUCAGUUAUGAUAUCAGAGUGUUUAACCAGUUGGAAGGAGUACUAUGAGUGGAGGUCCAUCCCGCUGCAUUCACCUGUUGCAUUGCUUCUCCAUUGGCCUCUUACAAUUUACUACGCCACUCAAGUAGCUGGUUUGGGAAGCUGGACUUCUGGAAUCAGCGAGAAAUUGUACAUACAUUAUCUUGGCCCUGAGAAAGAGCUUCUUCAGCUUUCUCUCUUCUCAGAGUUGCAUGCGCUUUUCCCUAACAGGAACGUGCAUUUAGAGCUUAUUGGGCCUUUGAUUCCACAGCAUAGAGAUGGCGAGAUGAUCACAUUGUCUGAUUAUGCACAUUGCAUUGAUAGAGAUUGCAUUUGUAAAUCCUCAAGUAAGACUGUCAGCGGGGAUGUACAUACUAGUGAACCUUCAGCAGUAACAUUGCAACUUAGAAGCGGCUUUUAUCAUGACCGUUACAUGGAUAUAACUAAGGAUUCAUCACCUCACUUAGUCAUUGCUCCAAAUGCAGGAAUUGCGGCCUAUUCAAGCUGGUUACCGACUAUUGAGCUAAUAAAGGAUAUGAACAUCCCAGCAGUUUUUUCCGAUUACUGCAAAGAAGCUUGUCAUCUUGGAGCUCGUUGCAUAAGCAGCAUAACUGGCCGUCCUCUCAAUAUCCCUAUUCAGUUAAAUCCGUUUAGGCAGCCGAUGGUGGUGGAAGACAGUGUUCUUGUUCUUCCUUGCUACUCGAAUUGCUUCCUCUACGGGAUGUCAAAUUGGGGGGUCUAAAAUCAUACAUUGUUUUGUAGAUCGCCGGCUGCUUCAAAUGAGGCUGCCGCGUCUCUUGACGAAAAGGAGGGCAAGUUAUCAAGGUUGACGAAACCCAUUUCGUGAUGAUUUUUUCUUCAAAUUGUGUGAUAUAUCUCAGUCAAGAGAUUUGACAAAAUUGUAUAAGUUCAGUUGAUGAUGUAAAUAUCUAUUUAUAUUUAUUGCAGUUAGAGCUUGGUGAUGUUGUA
This is a messenger RNA of Malus domestica (apple), 1445 nucleotides long. RefSeq lists its product as uncharacterized. The record is from RefSeq and is a predicted model, not a curated record. NCBI's taxonomy places the organism in Eukaryota, Viridiplantae, Streptophyta, Magnoliopsida, Rosales, Rosaceae.